Messenger RNA from Bacillus rossius redtenbacheri, 603 nucleotides. RefSeq lists its product as uncharacterized. NCBI's taxonomy places the organism in Eukaryota, Metazoa, Arthropoda, Insecta, Phasmatodea, Bacillidae. The record is from RefSeq and is a predicted model, not a curated record. The coding region runs from base 39 to 482 and encodes 147 amino acids. The transcript has 2 exons.
UACUCGUGUUUAUAGAAAUUGCACGUUUAUAUGAAUUUAUGAUUGCGGGGAAAUUGGCCGUUGCGAGCAACAGGCGGACUGUGUCGGCACCCGCUGGGCUGGACACGAUGGACAGCAACAUGGACCUCGCGAGCGACGGAGCCACCGAGGCUCGAGCAGCCAAGUCCAGGCGAUACAUACCGGAGCUGUGGCGGGAGUACCCGGAGCUGGGUCGCAGUGAUACCACCUUGCACCCCAGUUACACCAACCUGGCGCUACCGUACUUCGCGGUGUGCGCGCAGAGGUACAACAAGAGCUACGAGGACUACCAGCGCCUGCUGCGGCGCUCGGUCGACACCACGGCGAGUCUGCAGAGGAGGGCGCUGGACGGGGUGAGAGUGCAGGCCAUCUUCAGCGCGCCAGGGCCGCAGCUGCCCCAGUUCCGAGACCCCUUCACGCCUCCAGAGCGCAGGAGACUCGACGAGUUGCUGCGGGAACCAUGACGCCUCGCCCCUCGCCCCUCACUCUGCCCCGCCAUUCUGGUCGCGCAGCAAACCGGAGUGCGAGUGGUUUUUAUAUUCUUUCAGUUUCUUUUCUUUUAAAAAUGUUACAAUUGGCUACGUA